Molecule: messenger RNA, 5894 nt
Organism: Venturia canescens
Lineage: Eukaryota; Metazoa; Arthropoda; Insecta; Hymenoptera; Ichneumonidae
Gene: Galphaq
Product: G protein alpha q subunit
Exons: 9
Coding region: 1054-2115 (353 amino acids)
Biological process (GO): phospholipase C-activating dopamine receptor signaling pathway; adenylate cyclase-modulating G protein-coupled receptor signaling pathway
Cellular component (GO): heterotrimeric G-protein complex
Molecular function (GO): GTPase activity; G-protein beta/gamma-subunit complex binding; G protein-coupled receptor binding
Source: RefSeq, a predicted model, not a curated record
GUACGGGCGCGACGCGAUUACUGAAGCGAGAGCGUCCUAGGUUAAACGGCUAAACGAGACGAUAAUUUUUUGUUUUUUUUUUGUUUUUUUUCAACAAAAUUAGAUAGCAGUAGAGAAGAAACCGAUGUACAGAAACAAAAUAAAUUUGGAGAUCGGGAAACACAGCGUGAGUGGAUGAAGGAAAGGAGGGAGGAAGAACGACGAGAGAGAGAGAAGGGAAAAACGAGACAGUAGAUUAUUAAAACGAAAGAAACAAGAAAAAGUGGUGAUAGUGAGAAGGUGUUACCAAUAUCUCGUCGUAAAUAAAGUUUCUUUUUGUUUAAAACUAAACUACAAAUUGAAAGUCAUCAAAGAGGAGUCGCGAUAUAAAUAAUUGACACAGAAAAUUAAAAAAUACAAACAAAAGUAAAAGUUCGGGAAGGCCAAGAGUAGUGGUGUGCAGUGAUUGUUUUUUUCGUGUCAGUGUUUGCUCCCCGGGCCAGUGUGAGAACCAAGGAAAAUACAUAUUUUACAACGACAAUCAACGAACAAGUGGUGCAUUAUCGUUCUGCAUUAUUAUCUACACGGUGUGACACUGAUUUUUAUUUACUUUUAUUUAUCCUUCGUUGGGUUGAGCGACGUUAUUUUGUUUUCUUCUAACGAGACGCCUCGAAAAUACGUGCGAGUCACUAUAACGUGUCACCGUGGCAAGAUAAUAUCAGUGACGGAGGGGCGGGGGGGAGGGGGAAUACGAGACGAGCGCGAAGUAGCAGAGCAGCAGCCGUCGUCGUCGUCGUCGUCGUCGUCGUCGUCGUCAACGUUCGCCUGCCUGCAGUGAGCACAACGCUCGGGCAGGAGGCAAAAAUUGACUCGUUCCAUACCCACACCCUCACACAAACUCCAUUUCUCAUCUCUCUCCUCCUCUCUCCCUUAUUUUUUAUCCCUUUUUCCUUUUAUUCUCAGGAUUACUUUUUUCCCUCGGUCUCGAUAUACCAAUAUUCACAAUUUUAUCCUCACCUCCUCGCCAUCACGUCCUUCGGUGAAAAUCGAAGGUACAAACAACUGGCCUGAAUCAUGGCGUGCUGCCUGUCCGAAGAGGCCAAGGAACAGAAGAGAAUUAAUCAGGAGAUCGAACGUCAACUCCGGAGGGACAAAAAAGAUGCCAGGAGGGAACUCAAAUUAUUGCUCCUCGGUACUGGCGAAUCGGGCAAAUCGACAUUCAUCAAACAGAUGAGAAUUAUUCACGGUUCUGGUUACUCGGACGACGAUAAAAGAGGCUUUAUAAAGCUCGUUUAUCAAAAUAUAUUCAUGGCGAUGCAGUCCAUGAUACGAGCGAUGGACCUUCUCAAAAUUCAAUAUGGAGAAUCUUCGAAUGUAGAAAAAGCAGAACUCGUGAGAAGUAUAGACUUUGAAACGGUAACGACGUUCGAGCCUCCAUACGUGGACGCCAUCAAGGAUUUGUGGGCAGAUGCUGGUAUUCAAGAAUGUUACGACCGUCGACGAGAGUACCAACUUACGGAUUCUGCCAAAUACUACCUAAUGGAGAUAGACCGAGUCGCAGCGCCAAACUACCUCCCCACAGAACAGGACAUUCUUCGUGUGAGAGUGCCCACAACUGGUAUAAUUGAAUAUCCAUUUGAUUUGGAAGAAAUACGAUUUAGGAUGGUAGACGUCGGUGGACAGAGAUCCGAAAGAAGAAAAUGGAUUCAUUGUUUCGAGAACGUCACCUCCAUUAUAUUUUUAGUAGCUUUAAGUGAAUAUGAUCAAAUUCUGUUCGAGUCGGAAAAUGAGAACCGAAUGGAGGAGAGUAAGGCGCUAUUCAAAACGAUCAUAACAUAUCCCUGGUUUCAACACUCCUCUGUUAUUCUGUUCCUAAAUAAGAAAGAUCUGCUAGAGGAGAAGAUCAUGUAUUCUCAUCUUGUCGACUACUUUCCAGAAUAUGAAGGGCCAGAAAGAGCGGCCACAGCAGCUAGAGAAUUCAUACUGAAGAUGUUUGUCGAAUUGAAUCCAGAUAGCGAGAAAAUAAUUUAUUCUCACUUCACGUGCGCCACAGAUACGGAGAACAUUAGAUUCGUCUUCGCGGCGGUGAAGGACACAAUUCUCCAAUCGAACCUCAAAGAAUACAAUCUGGUGUAGAUGGACAUCGAUGUGAUAAGUGAAAUUGAAAGGAGAAAAAAGUUGAAAAAAAAAUGAAGAAAGGAAAUAAUGAAUGAAUCGAGGCGUGGAUUCAGCUGUUUUUACGUACCGCAAACCAGGAUGAGAUGAGAGUUCAAGCUCGUUAAUUUAGCGCGCUUUGUGGAGAUAAAUCCUGGAUUUUAGAAAUCAGAACGGAAGAGGUGGAACAACGCAAACCAAUCGUUCAGGAACGACGAAAGCAAAGCUACGACGUAACAAACAUAAAAAAAUGAAAGCAAGUAAACAAAAGCUGGAACAUAAAUUUACCAAAAACUCGUGAUGCUCGUCAGCACUGUAUGUCGAGUGCGCACGAGUGUAACAACAUUUUUAGCUAGAACAUAUAAAAGAGAAAAAAAAAUGCAAAAAGGAAGUAUGACAAGAGCGCAAAUUUUUCCAGCGACAAAAACAAACAAAAAGAAGAAGAAAAAAAAAUACAAAAAAGGACCUAAAUCUGAGCGUUAUACGUUCUUUCCUAAAACUUUUCACUAUCGACAUACCGACAAAACUGAUUUAGUUUCGUAACAACUAAUUGUUGGAAUUUGUUACCGUUUUUUAUAGCUUAGCUUAGUGGAACACGAGCCCGGCUGACUGCGACAUCGCCUGAUUUUUUAUAUAAAAAUGAAAUAUUGGAGGAGUAGGCAAAACAAGAGAUAAGAAGAAUUUCUAAAAACACUUAUGAUCACGAACAAACAGACAUUGAUAUAGGAAGAAUUCAAAUUCAUGUAUAGAUGGACAGAGGAGCGAAGGGAAUGGGGAGGGGGGGGGGGGGGGGAGAAGAGGCUGAAGUUAUAAACGCACGAGUCGUCGUUUGUCUGGAGCCGCGGGAUCUCAGCCAGAAAAGAAUUCGAAUAUGAACGAAAGAUAAGAUGAGAACGACACACAUAGAGAAAGAUAAUGACUAUAAAAAGGACAAAAAGCUUUUUAAUCACGAGUAGUCGGUGACACAAGUGAAAGCGAUUCUAGUGCCAUUUACUAGUGUGGUGUUUUUUUUAUGUUUUUUUUGUUUUUUUUUUAAUUUUUUUUUUUAUUGCAGUCCUUCGUUAGAUGCAAUGCCAAAGUGUUUUUUUUUUAUCUGUGCCAGAAACAACUGAGUUUUUUCUGCAUGUGACUCAAAUUCACAAUUCAUCGUAUAAAUAUUGUUAUAUAUAAUAUAUAUGAAAGCGAAAAAGAAAGGAAAAUGAAACAUAGAACAGAGUCGAGGAUAAAAGCAACAACGUCAGCAGAGUUAAAUAACAACAACAACCACACCACAACUACAACGUUAUGAUAAAAAAUAACUCGGCGUGCAAAGUUGAAGUAAAAAUGAAACAUAAACUGAAAUGAUAAAUAAAAAAUGACAAACUUUGCCCAAACUCCUCAAAUUCACAAGGACAAAAAAAAUAACAAUAACAACAAAAAUAAUAGAGAAUGGCAUCUGUUUUGAUGUGACUUUAUAGAUAAUUUAGGGGGAGAGACAGAUGAAAAAAAAGGACAGAAGGAGUGAGAGUGAGAGAAAGAACGAAUGUUCUCUCGGUCCUCUCGUCAUUGUCGUCGUCGUCGUCGUCUUUUGUCGUCGGUGGUGACAAUUUUAAUCGACAAAAAGGACGAGGGCUGGUUCUUACGUUCCAAUCGGUUUUUCACAAUCAUAUUUUAUUAUUAGGAUAAUUAUUACUGAUAUUAUUAUUAUUUUAGAACGUGUCAAAACAAAUAAAAUAAUUCAAAUGAAAAUAAUGACGUUUAACGUUACCGAGAAAAGGUCAAAGUGUUGUUUUCCGUCGUUGUAAUUGCAUUAUUAUCACGUCAGAUUUCAGUGUUUUCUGUUUCCCCCCCCCCCCCAAUGUUUGCCCUCCAAAAACAAUGGUCGCCGCCUAAAAAAUUCGUCGCAAAGCUACUCGCCUUUCUGAUUUCGGAAACCACGUGAGCCCUUGUCACCUUUAUUUUAUGUAUUUUUCCUGUUAUGUUUUAAUUCCCUCUUGUUUGUACCGACGUUACAAUCGCGACGUCGUCGCAUAGCAAGAGACAUGAGCUGCCUCCAAUCCUGUACGCACACGAGAUAUGAGAAAUAAAAUAAUAAUAAUAUUAUUAAUAAUAAUUAUUUAUAAUAAUGAUAAAUAAAUUUAAAAGAAAUUUAAGAGAAUGAAGUGAGAGAAGUAAGAAUAAUAUACGAAUACACAACGGGCGCAUAUGUCUCUCGCUCCGCUUUGUAUCCACCUUACAGUGUACGUAUGUAUGAACUGCUCACUGCCUGCGCUCGCUCAUGCUGGGCCAGCGCACUGCCCAAGAAAAAAAAGUAAAAAAAAAAAGUAAAAAAAAGAAACAAAAAGAAGGAAACAUGCUGGUGUUCUCUCGUUAAAUAGAGAAACAAAAUACGCACACGAGGAAUAGCUGUUUCCGCCAUCGCUGGAGAAUUCACGGUUCCUCUUACCUAGUUGAGGUAGAAAACCGAUGAAUCGGGGUACGUUCGAAAGGGUACACGGUAUAAUACAGAAAGAGAGAAAGUGAGAAAAAAUCCAAUAAAAAUGUAAAUGCACCGUCUGGAGGUGGUGAAAACCGUUAUGAGCUACGUGUUCCAGGGAAUACUCGUGCGAGAAAAACUAACUGCGUUGGGGUAGAGAGAGAGAGAGAGAGAGAGAGAGAGAGAGAAAGGAAAAAAUUUUGUGUUUGGCGCGAAGACGAUUUUUGUUCGUUGUUCGGUGAUAAAGACGAAACGACGUUGAAAAUAUAUGAAAAUUUGGGGAUAAUAAGAAAAAAAAUUAAGUAAUAAAUGAAACAAAAAAAAAAGAAAAAUUUGUACCAAUGUGUAACGAUUAUGUAUUAGCUGAUGAGGUCUCACCGAGCGCAGCGGUAUUCUUCGCGCCGCGUCAACGUCGCACGCACACCGGGCAGCAUACGACAUACCUACCUUCGGUCAAAAACACUGAGUUUAUAUGGAUGAAACAAGAAAAAUUAUAUAUAUAAAUACAUUGGAUAAAGUAUAUUAAGAGAUAAUAACGACAACAACAACAGCAACAACAACAACAACAACAACAACAAAAACAACAACAAAAUACUAUUGAAUAAUAAUAAUACUGCUUGGUUUUCAGUGCGAGAGAGUGAAUUUGCGAAUUGUUUGACCAUAAUGUGUACGUAUGAGUAUGUCCAAGUGAAAAGAAGCGAGCGAGAGAAAACGUAUGAAUAAACGAAUAAAUCGAUGUAUCGAAUUGUGCGCUACAACAUUUAUGAUGAUUUAUUUGCCGAUCGAUACAUUGAAUCAAUCGGCACGUCGAUGUAUCGACAGCGAUGAUUUAUUACAUCAUUUAUGUAUUUAUGUAUAUGUAUAUAUUAAUAUAUGCAUAUAUAUUUAAUUAGUCGAUAUAUCGGAUCGGUUGAUUUAUCGGAAUACGAGGUUUUGUCGAUAAAUGCUGCGUGCACGCGUGGGGAUGUGCGUGUGUGUGUGUGUGUAUGUGUGAGUUUGCCUGUGUGCAUGUCGCUAUGCGGAAGAGAGAGAGAGAGAGAGAGAGAGAGAGAGAGAGAGAGAGAGAGAGCAUAAAAGUGGGAUAAACUAUCCGUGAGCAUAUAAUAGUUGUAAUACGUACGGCGAGUAUGGAUAUAAGUGUGUUACGCUGCGUUAGACGUUUCGAGAUGGUUUGGAGGUGGAUUAAAGAAACGAGACAAACAAGAACGAAUAAGAAAAAAAGACUCUAAACGCGGCGCGACGCGCCCAGGUGUUUAUAUAUAACUGUAAAAUGCCUGUGACACGAGGCGACGUCCGAGUGAUGAAA